Molecule: messenger RNA, 1236 nt
Organism: Aspergillus wentii DTO 134E9
Lineage: Eukaryota; Fungi; Ascomycota; Eurotiomycetes; Eurotiales; Aspergillaceae
Product: ubiquitin-protein ligase RMD5
Exons: 4
Coding region: 1-1236 (411 amino acids)
Biological process (GO): proteasome-mediated ubiquitin-dependent protein catabolic process
Cellular component (GO): cytoplasm; GID complex; nucleus
Molecular function (GO): protein binding; ubiquitin protein ligase activity
Source: RefSeq, a predicted model, not a curated record
AUGGAUCUCGUCCAAAAAGAACACGAGCGACUUUCGAGGAGACUGAAAGCCUCGCAAGGUCUCAAAAAUGUGCAGACAACAAUAGAUCUCCUCCAGUCGGCUCGGGAAGCGAUUGCAUCUGACCCUAGCCAAGCAUCUAUGACCUUAGCGAAGCUCCAAAAUCCAGUCAAAUCAUCUUUUGAUGCCAUGAAUGACAACCUUAAAGAAACGCAUAGCGGCCUUAAUAAAUACACCAAAUCGUUAGAUAAGCUUUUCAAAGACAGACCACUCCCAAGUACCGAGCAUGAUGCCCUAUCCUCCCAGCAACACCUUAUCGACAGAGCCAUCGCGAUGCACCUUCUGAGAGAAGGGCAGUUCUCUGUCGCUGCAACAUUCCUCUCCGAAAUAUCAGACAAAAAGCCCCGCGACACAGCGCGAGACACAGAUACAGCCCCCGCAGAUAAUGCAGCAACACUCCUUGACAUCGAAGAAGUCCCAUCGGAUGAAGUUCGAAAACAAUUCGCCAUGAUGUACCACAUACUGCAAGAGUUGAAGGAGAAUAAUAAUUUGCUGCCGGCAAUUCAGUGGUCGAGGGAUAACAAAGAUGCCUUGGAGGCGAGAGGUAGUAAUUUGGAAUUUGAACUCUGCCGGUUACAGUUUGUCUGGCUCUUUCGUGGGGGACACAACUCGCAAACAUCCAUUUCUACCGGCCGGCAUGCAGCUUUGGAAUAUGCCAGGCGCGAAUUCCAUGUAUUCAUGCCAACAUAUCUCAGGGAGAUUCAGCAAUUGAUGGGAGCAAUGGCGUUUUGCCCCAAUCUGGAGACUUCCCCAUACAGAUCCAUCUUUAACAACCCAUGGGCCUGGACCGAUGUUGCAAACUCCUUUACACGCGAAUUUUGCUCGCUUCUGGGCCUUUCUGCAGACUCUCCCUUAUACAUCGCUGCCACUGCUGGUGCGAUUGCUCUUCCAACCCUGCUUAAGUUGCAGACUAUCAUGAAAGCAAAGCGUACAGAAUGGACCACGCAACACGAAUUACCAGUCGAAAUUCCACUCCCACCAUCUUAUUUAUUCCACUCUAUCUUCGUCUGCCCUGUAUCUAAAGAGCAAGCCACGGACGAUAACCCCCCAAUGAUGAUGCCCUGCGGUCACGUUAUCGCGCAGGAAUCUUUGAGGCGACUAGGCAAGGGCAGCCGGUUCAAGUGCCCUUACUGCCCGAGCGAGAGUCACCCUCGGGAUGCAAGAAAGGUUGUUUUGUGA